AUAAAGCAUCUCAGCAUCGUUGCUGCACUACUGACAUGGCCGCUGGUCUAGCCUCCUGGAUCACAGCCGCCUCCUUCCCAAAGCAGCCAGGGCACAAAACCUAACUUGUCACCCUAAGGCUUGGAUGGAUCACCAUGGCUGACGCCUUGCUCAUUACCCUCUGUGAGUCUCACGGCACCUUAGAAAGGACAUACCCCAAGUCCUGUGAUCCAGCUUUGGCUUGCUUUUCUUUUUGAUCUGUUUUGUUUUUUGCAUGUGGAAGUUCCCAAGCCACAGGUAUCGAACCCAUUCUGCUGUUGUGGCCUGUGCUGCAGCAACACCAGAUCCUUAACCCACUGCACCACGAGGGAACAUCCUCAGCUUGCUUUUCUGCACUUAACUCUCUCCCCACAGGCAUGGUCUCCCCACUUCUCUGCACAGCACAUCUCAUCCUUGCCAGUCCAUGUCUCUCCUCUAGAAGUCUUCCAGUUCUGUCCCCAAGCUGACCACCCACAGCACUCCUCUUGGAGUGUCAAUCUCCCAAAAGUGCCCAGUGAGGCUGAUGCUCUGGUGUCUAGGACAAUGGGAGACUCAGAGAGGCUGGGGGCUGGGGGCUGGGUCCUUUUGGGCUAUUACAGGACCCUGCCAGCCCCUAAGCCUUCCAGAGCGGCCUCCAUGUGCCUACCGUACCCGUGAUCUUCCAAACAAAGUGACCCAGUGACCCACCAGCCAGCUGCUACUGAAUGGAUUUGACAAGGAUGCCUGGGCUUAGAGUGGCUAAUUUAUGGAUCAAACCAAGGCCUUGGCUAAAAGCCAAGACUGCACUUGACUGUGAGGUGUACAGAGAGAGUUGAUUGCUGGGGGCAGAGAAGCAGAGUGAGAAGACAGAAGCAACAGAAGCCACAAGGAAGGAGUGGACUAGGGAUUGGAAGUGGCAGGAGCCACAGAAGCAAUGACAAGGAGUUGCCCAGUCAGCAAAACGAUGGCAGACCAACAAAUGGAGCUGCUGAGGCAGCAACUGCCAGUGUUGAGGCCCGGCUAGGGGUCCCUGUCCUCAGGCCUCCUGAUCCUCAUACCAACCCCAGUGCUGAUAGACACCCUAUAUGUGCUGAACCUGGGAGCAGAGAGAAGAGCCCUGCAUCUUGUUCACAUGGUCAUUUUCAGUGUCUGUGGUUGCUGACCACCAGGCCCUUGGGUUGUGGCAGAACCAUUGUCCUGCCAUCACUAUCCAGUGGCUCCUCCUCCCGACCCUGCAUUGGCCUAAGGAGCUUCCCCCAGCCCCUUCCCUCCAGACUACUGCCUCAUCCCCAAGUACUUGGAAUUUUGUGGACGGGACACCUCAAAAUGGGAGAUUCUAAAGUUUCUCAAGAGGCCCCUGAGGGACAGCUGGGGACUUGGAGGGACCCAGGGUCAUCAUACAGAAUUUAGAAUGAAAUGGAAUCUAAGAGACCUUCAGGUUUGCCCCCACUUCCUCUCUACACGAUGUAAAAAUGAGCUCCCAAUUUGGCAGGGCCUUGCUCACAGUGACCAGCCAGCUGGCAGCCCAGGAUGCGCCAGACAGUGGGCUGGACUCUGAAAUUCCACCGGCUGCCUCUCAGCCUGUCACUCAAGGCUCUGUGUCCCUGGGCCGGGACAGCUAUGGAUCUCAGCAUUUGUGCUGUUGAUCUGAGCCCUUAUGGGCCUCGUUUGGGACUGGGAACUGGACAGAAGCCAGCGGAGAAAAAGCAGAAACCCUUUGGAAAGGAGUGGGUGGAAGCCCAUCAACUUUCACCAGAAGGGCCAGUGGCUCCCAAAAGUGCAGUUUCGUCUCCCAGCGCCUGGUGACCUCGCAUGUUAAAUGGGCCCUUUGACAAAGCCAGGGAAGGGGCUCUGAAGGAGUCAUUCGAGGCAUCUGUGUGAGGAUCCGUGCGCUGCUAUUCCUGGGCCCCGAAAUCACCAUUUCUGGGCAGUGGCCAUCUCUGCUUUGGGGAAAUAUCUUGCCUCCUCUUAGAGAUUGCAAACCCCCAGCUGGGAAAUGGAGCAGAAGGCGGAGACCCGGGAACUGCCUCCUGAAGCCCUGAAUCCAGUGGGAAAGCCUCCAGUUCCCAGUAGGACCUCUUCAGGACCCCAAGACCAGGGAGGAAGAAGCCUUCAGGGAGGUGCCCCUCCCCAGCCAUGCAGACCCUUCCUAUUAGAGGUGACGCCAGCCCAGGUCCUGAAGAGGCCCUGUCUAGAUUCAGUCAUAGUGUUGGGAUCCGAAGGAAACCUCUGAUGGCUUUGGUGACCCCCAAAACACACAAACACUUUGAAUUCUCUUUGUCACCAUUUCCAAAGGCCAUAGUAUGUCAUCAAAAAGCUGAACCUCCAAAAUGCCUCCAGCAGAGAGCGGCGAGCUGCUGAACAGGAAGCUCAGCUCUUGUCUCAGCUGAAGCACCCUAAUAUUGUCACCUACAAGGAGUCGUGGGAGGGAGGGGACGGUCUGCUGUACAUCGUCAUGGGAUUCUGUGAAGGAGGUGAUCUGUACCGAAAGCUCAAAGAGCAGAAAGGGAGACUUCUGCCUGAGAGUCAGGUGGUUGAGUGGUUUGUUCAGAUCGCCAUGGCUCUGCAGUAUUUACAUGAAAAACACAUUCUUCACCGAGAUCUGAAAACUCAAAAUGUCUUCCUAACAAGAACAAACAUCAUCAAAGUGGGUGACCUAGGAAUUGCCCGAGUGCUUGAGAACCACUGUGACAUGGCCAGCACCCUCAUUGGGACACCCUACUACAUGAGCCCUGAAUUGUUCUCAAACAAACCCUAUAACUAUAAGUCUGAUGUCUGGGCUCUGGGAUGCUGUGUUUAUGAAAUGGCCACCCUGAAGCAUGCUUUCAAUGCAAAAGACAUGAAUUCUUUAGUUUAUCGGAUUAUUGAAGGAAAGCUGCCACCAAUGCCAAAAGAUUAUAGCCCAGAGCUGGCAGAACUGAUAAGGACCAUGCUGAGCAAAAGGCCUGAAGAAAGACCUUCUGUGAGGAGUAUCCUGAGGCAGCCUUACAUAAAGCACCAAAUCUCCUUGUUUUUGGAGGCCACAAAGGCAAAAACCUCCAAAAAUAAUAUUAAAAAUAGCGACUGUAAAUCCAAGCCUGUGGCUACAGUGGUUUCGGAAAAGGCCGAAUCAAGUCCUGAAGUAGUUACCCCUCAACCACACUCUUCUGAGGGCUCCAAGACAUAUGUAAUGGAUGAAGACAGAUGUUUGUCCCAGGAGAAACCCUUAGUCACUGGCCCCUUGAAGACACCCACAAGUGUGAAAGGCCACACCUACAAACCAGACAUGAGCAAUACUGCAGAAUCACUAGCCACGAUAAGUAGAGUGAAUAUUGACAUCUUACCUGCAGAAAGGAGGAACUCGGUGAACAACAGCUUAGUUCAAGAGAAUCAGCCAAAACAAUUAGAUGCCUCUAAUGAGCUCCAGGUUAACUGUAGUAUUUCUCAAGUGAAGGAGAGGCUGCAGGAUAACACUAAAUCCAGUGCUCAGUCUGAAAACCAAUUUCCUGCGUGGUCCUCUGACAAUAUUACUAGAGAAAAGAAUGUCUCAGUGAAGCCUCUGCAGCUCCUAAACAAAGACCAAAAUUUACCAAAGGACUGGGAUCAAGUUGCUGGUGGAUGUGUUACAGAAAAGCAGGACAGAAUCGACCCAAGUUUACAGCCAUACAGGUCUGGGUCUGAGCCUUCCCUGUCUCGACAGCGGCGGCAGAAAAAAAGAGGACAGACUGAGCAUAGUGGGGAAAAGAGACAGUUCCAAGAGACUCCUCCCUGUCUUUUGCCUUCUCUUCCCACUAUUGGAAAAAUGGAUGUCACAUCAACACAGAAUAAUGCUGAAAACCAAAGUAAAGUGGUCACUGGAUCUGUAAGCAGUUCAGGGAGCAGUGACAUAUCGUCAUCAAAGGACCGACCAUUAUCAGCAAGAGAGAGGAGGCGACUAAAGCAGUCACAGGAAGAGAUCUUCCCCUCAGGCCCUUCAGUGAGGAGAGCUUCUUUGAGUCCAUUGGAGCCAGGGAAACCACAAGAGGAAGGCCAUCCCAUCCCUGCUCACUGGUUAUCUUCUGACUGCAGCAUCGCCCAGGAAAGGAAACUCACCCAUUGUCUCUCUGAGGAUGAGUUAAGUUCUUCUACAAGUUCAACUGAUAAAUCAGAUGGGGAUUCCAGGGAACAGGCCACACCCACUACAUACAGAGGUUCCCAGGCUAGGGUUGAAUCAGAUCUACAGUUGCUGGCCUACGCCAGAACCACAGCAACACCAGAUCAGAGCCAUGUCUGCAACCUACACCACAGCUCAUGGCAAUGCUGGAUCCAUAGCCCACUGUGUGAGACCAGUAAAGGUCAUACAAAUGAAAUGAGUGACUUAGUACAACUGAUGACUCAGACCCUAAAGUUGGACUCUAAAGAGAGCUGUGAAGAUCUCAGAGUACCAGAUCCAGUGUCAGAAUUUAAACUUCAUCGGAAGUACCGGGACACACUGAUACUUCAUGGGAAAGUUGCAGAAGAAGCAGAGGAAUUCCAUUUUAAAGAGCUACCUUCAGCUAUCAUGCCAGGUUCUGAAAAAAUCAGAAGAAUAGUUGAAGUCUUGAGAGCUGAUGUAAUUCGGGGCCUGGGGAUUCAGCUUUUAGAGCAGGUGUAUGAUAUUUUGGAAGAGGAGGAUGAAUUAGAGAGAGAGGUACGUUUGCAGGAGCAUAUGGGUGAAAAGUAUAUGACUUACAGUGUGAAAGCUCGCCAGUUAAAAUUUUUUGAAGAAAAUGUCAAUUUUUGAGAAUUUAUCUAACCUGCUGCCAGAAUAUAACUAUUUUCAAAGGUUUUUGGCUUAUAAACAAGCAUAACGAUGACUGAAGCCCGUUCACCAUCCUUAUAUCUCCUUGGGUUUUUUUUAAACUGGAAAAAAAUUGGACAAAAGAGUACCAUGAAGCAAGCUCACAAAAGAAAAAACCUUUGGCUAUCUUAAUUCUCUUAAUGAGGAAAAAUCUGUUGUAAGAUGUUUGUUUGGUUACUGUUUACUGAGCCUUACACCACCAACUUUAUAUCUAGAACUAUUUUUUUAAGGUACUUUUUAGCUUGAAUACAGGGCCGUAACAUACUGGAUUGGAAGUUUUAUAUUAUAGUGAUAAAAAAAUAGAGAUAAAUAGCAUAUAUCCAGUGAUACUACUUUUUAUUAUUAAUAACCUUCAGUAGGCUGAUAAAUUAUUUUUUUAUAAUUCUGGGAGUAGAUUUAAAAGUAUGAAAUUAUAUCUAGUAUUUCAGCAGUUGAAUUUCUUUUUUUGCAUAUUGAUAGAUGUUUAACAUUUUAGUUCCAUUAAAUGUGAACCUCAUUCAGAGUAUAUAAAAAUUGACAGUAGGAGAUUGUUUUUACACAUUGGGGUUUUUUGGCUACACUUGUGACAUGAAGAAGUUCCAGGCUAGGAAUCAAACCCAUUCCCUAGCAGUGACAAUGCCAGAUCCUUAAGAUAGCUGCACCACAAGGGAAUUCCUAGGGUUUUUAGAUUUAUUUUUCCAUCAGUUAAAACAUUUAUUAAACACUAAUUCCUUUUCUGAUUUAGCAGUUUUUAAGUAAAGUCCAGAUUUUUUUAGUUAUGCUAUACAUUAAGAUAUUGGCUAUCUUCCCAUGUUUUAAAUGUAUGACUUAUCUAUUUUCUUAGUUGUCAGUUAGUUGUUUAAUAAGGGGUAAUGCUUAUCUAGAAAAUAGAUUUUAUAAAAUAAAAAAGAUCUUGGUUAGUAAGUUUUCACUUCUGUAUUCCAAGGACUGUAAAAAUGAGCACUGCUUCAGAAAGUUUCAGUUUUUAUAAUUAAAAAUGUAUUUUACCUUUUUUGAAAAUUACAUAUACACAUAAAGUAAUAAAAUGUUCCCUUUCUAGUCACUUACCAGACUUUUACUUAUUUUUUACUAUGUGCCAGGUGCUAGGCCAGGAGCUGGGGACAUAGU
Messenger RNA from Sus scrofa (pig), 5902 nucleotides. The record is from RefSeq and is a predicted model, not a curated record. NCBI's taxonomy places the organism in Eukaryota, Metazoa, Chordata, Mammalia, Artiodactyla, Suidae.